AUGAGCAACUUUAUCAACAAUCGUAUUGAACGUAGUCUUGGAAUCGACUUAAAUGGCGAUGGUUAUAUUGGCGGACAAGGUUUGAUGAGCCGAUUAGAACGUGCUACGCACAUCGACUUCAACGGAGAUAACAUGAUUGGCCGUCGUCCUGACUUGUAUUAUGGUUACCAAUAUCCAAGCUACGGUUAUAAUUCAUAUGGUUUUGGCUACUCACCAUACAGAUACUAUUAA
Molecule: messenger RNA, 231 nt
Organism: Adineta ricciae
Lineage: Eukaryota; Metazoa; Rotifera; Eurotatoria; Adinetida; Adinetidae
Source: the annotation of a GenBank genome assembly